GCAAACAGGAAACCAUCACCUCUCUUGAGUAAUACAUAUAUUAUACUAAUGUAAACUAAUAUGUCAACAUUUAUCAAUUUUAAUACAUCUUCAUUCUCGUAUAUUACAUAAUAUAUCAAAAUGUAAGCUUAUGAUAUACGUUUUUUUCACCGUAAAGCUUAAGACAACUCUCAACUCUCUAACGCAAAUACCACUUUUACUGUAACGAACAUUUUAGGUACAGCAGUGCUGUUAGCACAUGUCGGGUAAGCCAAAUUACAUCACACUCACAGAACGUAAACUCACGCAAGGCCAUUUUAACCACCAGGUGGCGCUACUGUCUAAAUAUAGUUUUAAAAUCAUUGUCCAUCUGCUCCAGCAGGUGGUGCUGCAAUAUUUUCCCCAGUGCUACUCUAAAUACUUACUAGAUAAAUACAUAUAAAACACAUCAUUUAAACUCUGUGCGCAUUAACUAAUAUAGCUGUGUCUCCACUAUUCAAUGAAUCGAGGUUAAAAUAGUAUCCAGCGCCAGCCGGGAAGUUCUUGUUCUCAAGGCCCAAUAGUCCAAUCAGCCAUUAAACCAUUCGGUCACACCAGUCUGUGCGUGCCCGCAGCGCGAGACGACCACGCUCACUCCCCUCUUGCCUUUUUGUAAACAUGGCCGCGAAACAGGCUGCUGACACCGACCGGGGACAAGCAUAGACUGUUUCUCCAGACGACUUAGCAGCACACAAUCGGGAUACAAUGGCUUCAGCGCGUCCUUUCUCAGAGCGAGAGAGAGAGAGAGAGAGAAAAGAUGAGCGCUAAAUGCGAAUAUUUAUGCUAACAGCGACUGACCUCGAAUGCAAAAGUUGUGUGGAGUUUGACAGCGGCUUGCUGAAGAGCCACGCUAGCUAACAAGCUAACUGGUUGAAGACGGGGAGGCAGCGCCGUGGAGGACUGCAGCUCGGUGAGAAUGUGAAGAGAACUUGCUACCCAGCUAACGCUGCAGUCUGCACAAGGAAAUCCACGGGGAAGUGGAUUAUAUGGCAUUCAAAUGAAUGAGUACUCUUAUCUUGAAGAAGGAACCGAGGAAGGAAGUUCAGGCAUGCUGCUCUGAAGAACCACCGAGGCAGUCACAUAAUCUAGCGAAGUUGGUCUUGAUAUAAAAAAGAUAGUUUGGCUCUCUAGAUGAGCCCCACUGUUCUGGGAUUUACCAGCUUGCAUUUUGUGUAUUUAUCCGUUAACUGCCACACGUAAACAUGUUUUCUGGAAAAACUCCGAAGGCGACAUUUAAGUCCUACCUGCCCCCCGUUCAGACUGAUUUGAAGAAAAGUCCCCAAGUGACCAUCAAGAAACUUGAGGCCAAACUCUUACCAGGGGAGAUCGUGGUGAACGAGGUGAACUUUGUGCGGAAGUGCAUCGGAGCCGGCGGCAGCCAGGAUGACCUGUGGGGAAAGCUCGUCUGCACCAACUUCAAGGUCUCUUUCGUUACCCAUGAUUCCUUGCCACAACAGAGGUUCCAGUGUGCACACCGGCUCCUGGGAGAGUAUGACGUCCCGCUGGCUUGUGUAGAUCAGGUCAUCACCGUGAAUGAUGCCAAGGGAAAGCGGAAGAUUCUGGGCUCCAAUAAGAAACUGAAGUUCAACCCCACAGAGCUCAUCCUGUACUGCAAGGACUUCCGCAUCAUUCGCUUCCGCUUUGACGAGGCUGGGCCUGAGAGCGCCAAGAAGGUGUGCCUCGCCAUUGGUCACUACUCCCACCCUGCUGACACUCAGCUACUGUUUGGAUUCGAGUACGUCGGCACACGGUUCUACAGCUCCUCCGGUGAGAGGGUGAAUGGGAUCGAUCCUGGUGGCAGGUUGCAGACGCCCCUGUUUGACUGCUCUUCUGACUGGGAUCGAGAGAUUAAACGCACAGGUGCUUCAGAGUGGAGGGUGUGCUCCAUCAACAAGGACUAUCUGGUCUCACCCAGCCUCCCAGAGUUCUUUGUGGUUCCGUCGUCUCUGGCCGAUCAGGACCUGAAGCAGUACGCCUGUUACUUCAGCGCCCAGCGUGUCCCAUUAUGGUGCUGGAAUCACCCCAGCGGGAGUGCCCUGGUUCGGAUGUCCAGCAUCACAGAGCCUCUGCAGCAAAGGAAACUAGAUCAAAGAAUUUGCAACGCUGUCAUGAAAAGCCACCCACUGAGGAGUGAUGUCCACAAGGUGGAGCUGGAAAACGGUCUGCUGCCCACCAUCCAUGACAUCCAGGCGGCCCUGGUCAAGCUGCGGCAGUUCUGUGUGAUCGAGCCCUUUGAGGAGUCUGAGGAUAAAUGGCUGUCAUCCGUGGAAAGUUCCCGAUGGAUGGAAUAUGUCAGAGUGUUUCUGAAACAGGCAGUGGAAGUGGUCUACGUACUGGAAUGGAAGCAGGCCUCUGUCAUUCUGCAAGAGGAGGAAGACAGGGAUCUGAGCUGCGUGGUGGCGUCUCUGGUGCAGGUCAUGUGUGACCCUCACUGCCGCAGUCUGGUGGGCUUCCAGGGCCUGGUGCAGAAGGAGUGGGUGAUGGCUGGCCAUCGUUUCCUCGACCGCUGCAACCACUUAAAGAGGAACGACAAAGAGGAGUCUCCCCUGUUCCUGCUCUUCCUGAAUUGUGUGUGGCAACUGCUGGAACAGCACCCGACCGCCUUCGAGUUCACCGAGGUCUACCUGAGCGUGCUGAGCGACAGCAUGUGGCUGCCCGUUUUCAGCACCUUCCUCUUCAACUGCCCCCAGCAGAGGGCGGAGCACAGCAGGGACUUUGCCCUGACUAAGAGAAUCUCCCUGGGGCAGGAACAGGCUCUUCGCUUCCCGCCGGUCUGGGACUGGUCUCAGCAGUUCAGCCUCAAAGACCAGGCUCUGUUCAACAACCCGCUGUAUGUGGGCAAGAGCGCCCCCUGUGUGCACAACGGCACAGUGCGGACAUACUCGCACAGACGCAGCAAGAGAGUGUUCAGCUCCACUCUACGCGGCGUGCCCUCGGCCCUACGCAACGGCUCGCUGGCUGAGCACGACACGCUGAUGAGGCGGAGCUCGCUGGUGUCCCGCCUCCGCACGGACUCGGGGCUGGCGCGCGAGCCGCAGCAGGAGACCCCUGCCGAGCGCUUCCUCCGCGACUGGCUGUCGCGUCCGGCCGAGCCGAACAGCCUGCUCCUGCCCCAGCUCCUGCCCUCCCACCUGCCCCUGUGGAGGCUGCACUUCCUGCGCUGGGUGCCCGAGGCCCGCAUCCCCCAUGGCGGGCCAAUCACUGCCUUCCACGAGUUGUCUGUGCUGGCGGACGAGAUCGAGACACUCCAGAAGCGGCUGAGGCAGUACACGGGAGGCUCCAUCCCGGCCCCCGAUGGCCCUGGGGCCGAGCCCAGCAGGAUGUACUUCAAGGCGGCCUCUUCUCCGCAGGAGACCGCCGGCGCUCCGGACUACCUCAGCUCCACGUUCCCCUUCUCGCCCGUGGGGAACCUGUGCCGCCGCAGCAUCCUGGGAACACCGCUUAGCAAGAUCCUCAACGGAGCCAAGAUCUGGCUCUCCACAGAGACGCUUGCCAACGACAGCAUCUGAAGGCCAACGACGGCAUCUGAAGGCUGCCGCAUGCAGACAGGGCAGGGUGCACCGAUCCAGCGGUCCCCAGGAGGCACGAGACCACCCGGAGCACGCUGCCGUUUUCUGAACGUUGUACAGCCGACUGCCCAAUUAGGUUGUUGGUGAUUUUGGGUUUAGGAAGAGGCAGUGAAAAGUCAGUGCUGUGCGGUAGGUGAGGCCAUGACUUUGAACUGUUGUGUGAAUAUCUAUGACCUGGGCUUCAAGAAGUUUAUAUUCAUGUUCAACUUGUGUUCCAAGUGUGAUUUUCCUAAAGCACUUGCAGUUGUUGUUGUUAUCAUCCAGGCUUUUUAGCUUACCCACCCUUGACUAUAUUUUUGUUCUUGCACAAGAUUAUCUAGCCAUGUGUUUGACAGGUUCACUCUUUCGAUUUUUCCCUCUGGUGAAACGGUAUUUCCUGGUUUGUAUGGAAUUAAGGCAUUAUGCUGAGGAAUGUAACACUAAAUUCAAUCUGUGGUAGAAAACCUUAAACACCUUUAGUUUUAGUAUAUAUAAAUAUGUAGUUAUAUAGACUUUACAAAAGACCUGCUGGUAAGGUUUAUCUAUAGCUAGUUUUAUUAAAAUGGAGUAACUGAAAUUAUGUGAAUUAUGUGGGUAAUAUUGGAUGUCCCACACCCCCCCCCUCACCCAGUGAGAACUGCACUGUGGUCUCUCAUACAGGCUGGGCCUUGUCUGUUAGACCCCUCCCACACAAACACAGAAUGGCUGCUCAGAAUGACUGACUACUCCUCUAGCCAAUCAGCAGGUUGACUUGGCAUCGUGGUCGAGUCUGCUAUCCUAGUAGGCACAUUAGUGCAUUAGCAUUUAUAGAGAAUACACUAGAGUUUAGGUUGAGUGUUUGAUUGAAAAAAGAAACAGCACUGGUUACCUUUUGUUCUCUUCAAAUUGUAUUGUGUUUCUCUUGAAAACUAGACAGUUGUCUUAUUUGAGUUAAUAUGUAGACUUCCUUAACGACAUUUAAUUAAAGCCUUAAGAUGGU
Molecule: messenger RNA, 4545 nt
Organism: Electrophorus electricus (electric eel)
Lineage: Eukaryota; Metazoa; Chordata; Actinopteri; Gymnotiformes; Gymnotidae
Gene: mtmr10
Product: myotubularin related protein 10
Biological process (GO): phosphatidylinositol dephosphorylation
Cellular component (GO): membrane; cytoplasm
Source: RefSeq, a predicted model, not a curated record